CUUGCUUGCCUUCCUUGCCUGUGCACGCAUGCGUAGGAGAAGGGGGUUGUUUCCGGACUGGGAAAGAGCGGGAAAGGCUGCAGAGAAGCUGAAGUGGAGGAAAGCAGCGCAGCUGCAGCCUGGAAAAGUUUACUCAAAAAUGUGGGGACCACCUUUGGAGAUGGAAGCUGCAAUCCCUGAGGCAGAAGGAGCUUCCUUGGAGCAGGGGCAGAGGGUGCAGGCGGUGGAGCGUGCCCAAGAUGCCCUCUCCUGUGGAACAGGCAGUGAAGAGAUGCGUUUGAGCCGUUGUCUUUUCCAAGGUGUAGGAACAGCUGCUGCACCCCCAAUCCAGGUUCCCUUUUCCUUUGAGGAGGUAUCCAUCUCUUUCACGGAGGCUGAGUGGGCCCUACUGGAUCCGGGACAAAGAGCUCUGUACUGGGAAGUCAUGCUGGAGAACUAUGGGAAUGUGGCCUUUUUGGCAGAAAAUGAUCAGAGGAAUGAGAAGGGGGAGGAACUUCAUCAGCAAAUCCCAGAUAGAGUAAAAAAUGAAGACUUGGAUGAAAACAUCAGGAGUAAAGGCAGAUCUAAAAGAAAGACAGGCGGUGCUAUGGUUGAGAAGCAUGAUGGAAGAAAGUGGAAUGUACAUUUUUCAAACCAAAGGAUAUUGAAGGCAAGGAAAUCCAUUCAAUGUGGAAAGUAUUUCAGAAAUCGAUCACAACUCCUUGUAAAUCAAAGAAUACACAGGGAGGAGACACCUGAAUAUUCAGAGAUGAGAAAUGAAUUCAGUCAGAGUAGCUUUCUUCUGCUUCAUCAAAAAACUCUCAAGGGAGAGAAACCUUUUAACUGCUCAGAGUGUGGAAAGAGAUUCCGUUUCAAUGCUUAUCUUAAAAAGCAUCAGAGAAUACACACAGGAGAAAAACGCUUUGAAUGCUCAGAGUGUGGAAAGAGAUUCAGUCAGAAUGGCCAUCUUCAAUUUCAUCAGAGAACCCACACAGGGGAGAAACCUUUUGAAUGCUCAGAAUGUGGAAAGAGAUUCAGUCGGAGUGACAGUCUUCAAGAGCAUCAGAGAACCCACACAGGGGAGAAGCCGUUUGAAUGCUCAGAGUGUGGAAAGGGAUUCAGACACAGAGGACAUCUUCACAAGCAUGAAAGAACACACACUGGCGAGAAACCUUUUGAAUGCUCAAAGUGUGGAAAGAGAUUCAGUCAGAAGGAUCAUCUUCGAUAUCAUCAGAGGACCCACACAGGGGAGAAACCUUUUGAAUGCUCAGAAUGUGGAAAGAGAUUCAGUCGGAGUGACAGUGUUCAAGAGCAUCAGAGAACGCACACAGGGGAGAAGCCGUUUGAGUGCUCAGAGUGUGGAAAGGGAUUCAGACACAGAAGACAUCUUCACCAGCAUGAAAAAACGCACACAGGCGAGAAACCUUUUGAAUGCUCAGAGUGUGAAAAGAGAUUCAGUUGGAGGGCUCAUCUUCAAUAUCAUCAGAGAACCCACACAGGGGAGAAACCUUUUGAAUGCUCAGAAUGUGGAAAGAGAUUCAGUCGGAGUGACAGUCUUCAAGAGCAUCAGAGAACCCACACAGCGGAGAAGCCGUUUGAAUGCUCAGAGUGUGGAAAGAGAUUCAGUACUAGUGGCUAUCUUCAAUGUCAUCAGAGAACCCACACAGGGGAGAAACCUUUUGAAUGCUCAGAGUGUGGAAAGGGAUUCAGACACAGAGGACAUCUUCACCAGCAUGAAAGAACGCACACAGGGGAGAAACCUUUUGAAUGCUCCGAGUGUGGAAAGAGAUUCAGUCGGAAGGCUCAUCUUCAAAGUCAUCAGAGAACCCACACAGGGGAGAAACCUUUUGAAUGCUCAGAGUGUGGAAAGAGAUUCAGUUUCAAUGGCGAUCUUAAAAAGCAUCAGAGAACACACACUGGAGAAAAACCCUUUGAAUGCUCAGAAUGUGGAAAGAGAUUCAGUACUAGUGGCCAUCUUCAGCAUCACCAGGGAACCCACACAGGGGACAAACCAUUUGAAUGCUUAGAGUGGAAAGAGAUUCAGUACUAG
Molecule: messenger RNA, 2029 nt
Organism: Heteronotia binoei (common prickly gecko)
Lineage: Eukaryota; Metazoa; Chordata; Lepidosauria; Squamata; Gekkonidae
Product: gastrula zinc finger protein XlCGF57.1-like
Exons: 5
Coding region: 29-2029 (666 amino acids)
Biological process (GO): regulation of transcription by RNA polymerase II
Cellular component (GO): nucleus
Molecular function (GO): RNA polymerase II transcription regulatory region sequence-specific DNA binding; DNA-binding transcription factor activity, RNA polymerase II-specific
Source: RefSeq, a predicted model, not a curated record